ACAUUGUUCGCCGGAGAGAUCCGCGUGACCGGCUCCAACCUCCCCGACUGGUACUCCGUGCUCCGCCUCGGGCGCCUGACUCAGAGCCCCGAGCACGUCGCGACUCAGUACCGCAGGCUCGCUCUCCUCCUCAACCCCUCCGUCAACCGCCUCCCCUUCGCCGACAAGGCCUUCGAACUCGUCUCCGACGCCUGGCGCGUCCUCUCCGAUCCGAUUCGAAAGUCCUCAUACGACCGCGAGCUGCAGCCGAGUCAACUCGGUGGAGCGAGUUUCUGGACGGCGUGUCCGUACUGCUUCGUGCUCUUCGAGUACGCCAAGGACUACGAGGAUUGCGUGAUGAAGUGUCGAGAUUGCGAGAGAGCGUUUCAAGCGGUGAGGAUUCAGAAGCCUCCUGUGGUGGUGGAAGGAGGAGGAGGAGGAGAAGAAGAUGUUUACUUCUGCUCGUGGAGUGUGUUUCCGUUAGCAUUCUCCGGUGAGUGUAAUCAAGCUCCGAGGAGGUGGUCGCCUAUCUCGCCUCUCAUUGCGUGCCCCAAGAAGCGGAAGGAACCAGCUUCUCCGAGAGUCUUUUACGAUGACGAGGAUGAUGAUGACGUGUACGUUGCGAUCUCUGAUGAUGAUGAGGUGGCAGUGGAUACUGGGAAAGGGAAAGGGAAAGGGAAAGAACCGGUUGUUGUGUCUAGACCGGUGAGUCAUCAUAAUCAUCAUAAUGCUAGUAGGAAAAGAAGUGGAGCUGGAGGAGGUAAGAGCGUGGGGAGGCUGGAUUUGAAUGUGGAGCUGAGUAAUGACGUGGAGGAGGCUGGUGGGGUAAGUGGGAGAAGGGAGAGCAACAGGGAGGUGGAUAAUAUUAUCGAAGGGAUUGGGUUCUUUGAGGGGCUUGAUGAGUUUUUGAGUAGCUUGCCGAUACUCUCUGUUGUUGGUGAUGAUAAGAUCAAGGCUACUUAAGUGAUGUUCGUUUGGUCGACGCAGUUUUCGGC
Molecule: messenger RNA, 974 nt
Organism: Brassica oleracea var. oleracea
Lineage: Eukaryota; Viridiplantae; Streptophyta; Magnoliopsida; Brassicales; Brassicaceae
Exons: 1
Source: RefSeq, a predicted model, not a curated record